Molecule: messenger RNA, 1769 nt
Organism: Acomys russatus (golden spiny mouse)
Lineage: Eukaryota; Metazoa; Chordata; Mammalia; Rodentia; Muridae
Gene: Acvr1
Product: activin A receptor type 1
Exons: 9
Coding region: 3-1532 (509 amino acids)
Biological process (GO): heart development; cellular response to growth factor stimulus; transforming growth factor beta receptor signaling pathway
Cellular component (GO): BMP receptor complex; plasma membrane
Molecular function (GO): ATP binding; SMAD binding; transforming growth factor beta receptor activity, type I
Source: RefSeq, a predicted model, not a curated record
CCAUGGUAGAUGGAGUGAUGAUCCUUCCUGUGCUAAUGAUGAUGGCUUUUCCUUCCCCGAGUAUGGAAGAUGAGAAUCCCAAAGUCAACCAGAAACUUUACAUGUGUGUGUGUGAGGGCCUCUCCUGCGGGAAUGAGGACCACUGUGAAGGCCAACAGUGUUUUUCCUCUCUGAGCAUCAACGACGGCUUCCACGUCUACCAAAAGGGCUGCUUUCAGGUUUAUGAGCAGGGGAAGAUGACGUGUAAGACCCCGCCGUCACCUGGCCAAGCUGUGGAAUGCUGCCAAGGGGACUGGUGCAACAGGAACAUCACGGCCCAGCUGCCCACUAAAGGGAAGUCCUUCCCUGGAUCACAGAAUUUCCACCUGGAAGUCGGACUUAUCAUCCUCUCAGUGGUGUUUGCAAUAUGUCUUUUGGCUUGCCUCCUGGGAGUUGCCCUCAGGAAGUUUAAAAGACGCAAUCAAGAACGCCUCAACCCCAGAGAUGUGGAAUACGGUACCAUUGAAGGCCUCAUCACCACCAACGUAGGAGACAGCACCCUAGCGGAACUACUGGAUCACUCCUGCACUUCAGGAAGUGGCUCUGGCCUUCCUUUUCUGGUACAGAGAACUGUGGCUCGCCAGAUUACCCUGCUGGAGUGUGUCGGGAAGGGCCGGUAUGGAGAAGUGUGGAGGGGCAGCUGGCAAGGUGAAAAUGUUGCCGUUAAGAUCUUCUCUUCCCGAGAUGAGAAGUCAUGGUUCAGGGAAACAGAGCUGUACAACACUGUGAUGCUGAGGCAUGAAAAUAUUUUAGGUUUCAUCGCUUCAGACAUGACAUCCAGACACUCCAGCACCCAGCUGUGGCUGAUCACACAUUACCACGAAAUGGGGUCGUUGUAUGACUACCUUCAGCUCACUACCCUGGAUACAGUCAGCUGCCUUCGGAUAGUGCUGUCCAUAGCUAGUGGUCUGGCGCAUUUGCACAUAGAGAUCUUUGGGACGCAAGGGAAGUCCGCCAUCGCCCAUCGAGAUCUAAAGAGCAAGAACAUCCUGGUGAAGAAGAAUGGACAGUGCUGCAUAGCAGACUUGGGCCUAGCAGUUAUGCAUUCCCAGAGCACCAAUCAGCUCGAUGUGGGGAACAACCCCCGUGUGGGGACCAAGCGCUAUAUGGCUCCCGAGGUUCUCGAUGAAACCAUCCAAGUGGACUGCUUUGAUUCUUACAAGAGGGUUGAUAUUUGGGCCUUUGGCCUCGUUCUGUGGGAAGUGGCCAGGCGCAUGGUGAGCAAUGGUAUAGUAGAAGAUUACAAGCCACCAUUCUAUGACGUUGUUCCCAAUGACCCAAGUUUUGAAGAUAUGAGGAAAGUUGUCUGUGUGGAUCAACAGAGGCCAAACAUACCCAACAGAUGGUUCUCAGACCCAACAUUAACUUCUCUGGCGAAGCUGAUGAAAGAAUGCUGGUAUCAGAAUCCAUCUGCAAGGCUCACAGCUCUGCGUAUCAAAAAGACUUUGACCAAAAUCGAUAAUUCCCUAGACAAAUUAAAAACUGACUGUUGACAUUUUCACCGGUGUCAAGAAGGAAGAGUCGACACUGUCGGUGUCCAGCUGGGACCUAACGCUGGCCCGACCGGUUGUCAGAACGGAACCCAUCCGUCUCCCCUCCCGAAGUGGCCGCUUUGACAAAAGCAGAUGUCUGUCCCAGCCAUGUUCCGGGGGAGACACCCAAACCACCCUAACCUCACUCAGAAACUGUGACCUGCGCACUCGGCAAACUGUUCACGCCGCAGAGACUAA